UGUCAGUGUCUCCGGGAGGGGGAUCCGGAACCCCCUUCUGACACCGGGCUGUGUCCUGUCUGGAAGCGGUGUGCGCGGAGCUGAGACAGACGGCGGUCUGGGAGAGAAGGGGACGCUGUUACCCGGAAUAAGGAGCCCGAGGCUGGGAAGGAGAGAGAGAGAGAGAGGCAGUCCGAUUCCCGAAUGGCCACCUGCUUUGGGGAAGAGCUGCUGCUGGCGGAGUGGAGGGUGGUUUGCAGUAAGAUAGGAUAAAUCCGAGAAUCAUUUCGCUGCUCGGGAUUAGAUGGGGACAGUUCAUUGUAAAGGUUCAUGCAACAUUCGGAGUGAGAAGAUGUCUCUGCACUGUCCUUUGAACAGCACUGCUGUGAGAAAUGGCUUUCUGCUCCAGCCCCACAGUCCAUUCCUAUAAACUCUCCCAGCGGCUGCUGUUCGGUUUCACCCUGUCUCUGUCCCUCACCUAUGUCUGCUACACUUUGCUGAGUUGUUACACCUCCCUGCGGUUCCCGGUGUCCCAGGGCAGUGAGCACAAGGCGGUCAGUGUUGGACAGCCUCCCGGGGCCAGGCUGUGGCUGGGGGAGAGGAGCCCCACCUCCCAGGCGCUGGGCAGUGAGAGCCCCGCCGAGGUGGCUACCGUGCACAGCUGGCUACUGGACAGGGAAGGCCAGGAGUCCAGCACCACGGACGAGGAGCUGAGCCGCAGCAACAGCACGCCGGACUUCGGGCUGCAGCGGCUGCCUCAGGCGAUCAUCAUCGGGGUGAAGAAGGGAGGGACCCGGGCGCUGCUGGAGGCCAUCCGGGUGCACCCGGACGUCAGGGCGGUCGGUGUGGAGCCACACUUCUUCGACAGGCACUACGACCGGGGUCUGGAAUGGUACAGAAGCUUGAUGCCCAAGACGCUGGAUGGUCAGAUCACCAUGGAGAAAACACCCAGUUACUUUGUUACCAGGGAGGCACCAAAGCGAAUCUUCUCGAUGGCAAAAGGCACUAAACUCAUCGUCGUGGUCAGGAACCCAGUGACGAGAGCCAUUUCAGACUAUACCCAGACACUGUCCAAGAAACCGGAGAUUCCGACCUUUGAGGUUCUAGCGUUCAAGAACCGGACCCUGGGCCUGAUUGAUGCCUCUUGGAGUGCGAUCCGCAUUGGAAUCUACGCCUUGCACCUGGAGAACUGGCUCCAGUUCUUUCCCCUCUCCCAGAUCCAUUUUGUCAGUGGGGAGAGGCUCAUCAUCGACCCAGCUGGAGAAAUGGGCAAAGUGCAGGACUUCCUGGGCCUCAAGAGGAUCGUCACCGACAAGCACUUUUACUUCAACAAAACCAAGGGCUUUCCUUGCCUGAAGAAACCAGAGGACAGCAGCACGCCGAGGUGUCUCGGCAAAUCUAAGGGAAGAACUCAUCCAAAAAUAGAUCCAGAUGUAAUCCACAGACUGCGGAAGUUUUACCGGCCUUUCAAUGUCAUGUUCCAUCAGAUCACUGGAGAAGACUUUGAUUGGGAAAAGGAUGAAAAUCAAGAAAUCAGUUGAGG
Hemiscyllium ocellatum (epaulette shark) is the source of this 1522-nucleotide messenger RNA. RefSeq names its product heparan sulfate (glucosamine) 3-O-sulfotransferase 4 (gene hs3st4). The record is from RefSeq and is a predicted model, not a curated record. Gene Ontology annotation, molecular function: [heparan sulfate]-glucosamine 3-sulfotransferase activity. The coding region runs from base 372 to 1520 and encodes 382 amino acids. Lineage: Eukaryota; Metazoa; Chordata; Chondrichthyes; Orectolobiformes; Hemiscylliidae. The transcript is spliced from 2 exons.